AUGCUUGGUCAGGUGGUAUGUGCGGUUGGACAACCUUUUAUUCUAAAUAUUUGUACUCCUUAUUCUGCGUUAUGGUUCAGCGCGGGCAGUCGAGGUACCGCUAGUAUGAUUGCUGGUGUCACAAAUUCGGUUGGUAUGGCAGUUGCAUCGCUUAUUCUUCCUGCUAUUGUCACUGGAGCUGAUAGUGUUCAUACUGGUUUCCUUGUCAUCGCUUGUGUCACAACAGGUGUUGCACUACCCGCUCUUUUCGUACCCAAGAAACCCAAGACCCCUCCUUCACACAGCGCUUCGUCCAAGGACAAGUUUGCUAUUCCAUUUCGUCGGUCGCUUGGCCAGUUGGCUAAAAACUGGAACUAUUUAAUUAUUAUGGUUUCCUUUGGUAUUCUUUGUGGUAUGGCAUCUGCUUUGACCUCUCUCUUGACACAGAUUGUACAACCGUAUGGUGUAUCUGUGGACGAUGCAGGAUUUUUGGGUGCUGCCUUUAUUAUUGCUGGUCUUGUGGGAGCGAUAGUCACUGGUAUCUUUAUUGAUAAAACAGGUCGUCACAAGAUUGUACUCAAGGUCUUUGUUCCUAUUGUUGGUGCUGCUUACUUGGGCUUUUAUUUCGUUGUCAAAUCUGCCAACUACAGCGCUAUGAUGGGCGUUUGCUGUAUCCUGGGAUUCUUUACCUUUUCACUUUUACCUGUAGCACUCGAGCUUUCAGUUGAAUCAUCAUACCCUAUCAGUGAAGCUAUCUCUAGUUCUUUAUUAUGGAUGUGCUCCCAAAUAUUAGGACUUAUUAUCUUGACGGUCAUGGACGCACUUCGUAACCCAGAUGAUACGUACAGCCGAGGACUUAUUUUUGCCACUUGUGUCUCAUUUCCUAUUUGUAUCUUUACUACCUUAUAUAAUUCACCCAACAAACGUAUAGAGUUUGAAGAUAAGGCUAAUCAUAAUCAACAGCAGCAGUAA
This is a messenger RNA of Mucor mucedo, 951 nucleotides long. Its product is annotated as major facilitator superfamily domain-containing protein. Gene Ontology annotation, cellular component: membrane. Lineage: Eukaryota; Fungi; Mucoromycota; Mucoromycetes; Mucorales; Mucoraceae. The transcript has 7 exons. The coding region runs from base 1 to 951 and encodes 316 amino acids. Gene Ontology annotation, molecular function: transmembrane transporter activity. Gene Ontology annotation, biological process: transmembrane transport. The record is from RefSeq and is a predicted model, not a curated record.